Molecule: messenger RNA, 426 nt
Organism: Humulus lupulus (European hop)
Lineage: Eukaryota; Viridiplantae; Streptophyta; Magnoliopsida; Rosales; Cannabaceae
Exons: 1
Coding region: 1-426 (141 amino acids)
Source: RefSeq, a predicted model, not a curated record
AUGUCGCCUCUCUAUCUCUCUAUUGGCAAAAGCUACCAAGAUGACAUUACUUACGACGUCGUCGACAUGGAUGCUUGCCAUCUUCUCCUUGGUCGAACAUGGCUGUUUGAUCGCAACGUUACACAUAAGGGGCGUGAUAAUACCUAUUUAUUUCUAUGGCGGGGUUGUAAGAUUGCUUUGCUGCCUUUUGUACCCUCAGUUUCUUCAUCGAAGCCUUCACCACUUCCAACUGUUUUGCUCACCACUUCGGGUGCUGAUUUUAGUCUUUCUUUGAAAGAUAGCCACUAUGACGUAGCCUUGCUCACGAAGGAAGCCCCUGCUGAAUCUAUUGAUCUUCUUUCUGCAAUUCAUGAUGUGCUACAACGUUACCCUACUAUUGCUCCUACAGAACUCCCUGAUCACUUCCCUCCCAUGCGCCACAUUUAA